UAUCUGGCACCAAUUCGGAAAGUUUUCAUAACUUCUAGAACCAAGAGCGUGCAUUUCCAAAGGGUCUCCCAAGAGUUCUAUUUGCUGUUGAUCAUGUAAUCUAUAUCGGUUUUGUAGAUGGUUGAUGUGAGUUUGCAGUGAUCAGAAUGUCUAAAUCUGCGCAUGAAGUCCUAUGUCAUUGUCAUAUGUUUUAUAACCCCACUUUUGGUGUGUUCAUAUUACAGUAGAAUUUGCUCUUACGGCAGUGAUUUCUGUUAAUUUCUUAACAGCCCAUCAGGUUUUGGGGCGAUGUUGGUGUUAAAGAGAACCUGCACUCUAGAAAAUUUAGGUCGUUUCCUACAAACUCUUGCCCUUCUCAGUUUCAUUGCCGUAGCGCAAGGACUAAAUGCAACCGAACUUCUAGAGCAAAAGGAUCAAGAACUGAAAGAAGUUGCCUCACUUGUUCGGAGAAACGCCGGUUUAUGUGGUAACACUUUAACCUUACUUUCUCCCUUACCUUCUUCUCACAAAAUCCGGUGAACGAUACACUCGAACGCAUAUCAAACGCAGUAAGUCCUCAUAUUUUUGAAGCCGUAUUUAAGGGACUUCGGGUUCAGUUGGUCAAAAUGAAUAUUUCAUGGCAGGAAGUCAACUCAAGUUUUAGACCACCUUUUCGAUUCUCUUUUGAAUCAAUCAUUGAGUGAUCUCAGAGGCAACUAUUGAAUCAAAUUCAUUCUUGGAUGAGCAGAUUUGAUUACAGCCUGUCCGCAGAAUUGUUCCCGCUUAUCUUGUUUCCGCUACGCCACAAGGGAAGCAGAGUUGAUGUGCCAAAAAAUCUCAAAACCAAAUUCCAACUGUGCGUCGAACUUGACCUGCCUAUGGAAGAACUUUGACUACAAAAGGAGUAUGGCAUAAGAUUAUAAUUGACUGAAGCCUAUUCUUGCAACAAUGAAACGACAUUGAUUGGAGUGUGGUGUUCAUGCUGGUUGUUAAAGAUCAAACUACAGCACGAUCAAUCUAUAUGCAGAGGAAUUUGGACGAGAAGUUCAAAUCCAUGUCGAAUCACACACAUUUCUUCCGAGUGUUUUUUGGAUCAGUGGAAGGCACACUGAAGAUAUUCCCAGGAAUGGAUGAAGAAUGUUCCAAAGCAGCACCUUAUGAUCCCCGAAUACGACACUGGUAUCUUCAAUCAACGUAUGUUCGCAAGGGGGUGGUUGUACUGGUAGACUCUGGACAUUCCAUGCAUAAGGAGUUAAACGCUGGUAAAGAGGGAGAGACUUACUCGAGCAAAGUAAAACAAACUCUACUCAAGUUCUUGGAUACUAUGUGGGUGAGAGAUUACAUUAAGAUCUUGUUUUUCAACGGAGACAAUCCCAACGUCCGCCCACUGUUGAACGAUUCGUUUGUGCAAGUGGAUUUCAGUGAUAGUGAUGGAAAACCACCGCUGAAUAGAUUGAAGAAUAGCAUAUCUGGGAAAGAAUUUGAUGCUCAUAGAGGACGCUCCGAUCCUAAGGUCGCAGACGCUAUCAAGGCCAUCAAUCAUGCGAUAAAACUAUUAACUGAUAAAGCAACUAUUCCAACAGAAUAUCUCAAGGUGACAAUUCUUCUAGACGGUGGUGGCAGAAUAACAAGCUUACCAGAGACUGAGAUUCAGAACUCCGACUUUUCUCUAGCAGUUCUUGGGCCCAGCAAUGAGCUCCUGGGAGUUGUGGCCCUUCACAUCUUCAACAACAAGGUGGAGGAACAAUUUGGAAUAGAAGAAGUUCCGUUCGUUGAUGCUGCUAACAGUAAGAAAAGAUCACAUACACAAGAGUUCGACGACAACGAAGUAGCCACAAAAGUUCGUUUCAACCACACGGGUCCAUGCGAAUCCUUCAAGGACGAGAAAAUAGAAGGCGAGGGAGUGUGCAAAGCAACGCUGAUGAACGAGGAUCCUUCAGUGUUCAGAAAGCUAAGCUGUUGCGAAAAUUGCACCUUCAAGGUCAAGGUGAUAGAUUGGCCCGCGAACAAGAUAGCAGGAGUUACUGUUGCCGGUGUAGCAGGGGCUGUGGGACUUGUACUACUCGUUUCAGGUUGUUGGUACUUCAUUCAUGUUCAAAACUUCUGGAUGAUUUACUUGUUCAAGAUGAACUCGUCAAAUGAGUUUCCAAGCAAUGAGGAGAAUCGAUCUCUCGCCCAAACUGCAUCCCAUGUGGAUCCACAGAGGGUGUUCCAGAAGGAAAGCUGA
Molecule: messenger RNA, 2206 nt
Organism: Physcomitrium patens
Lineage: Eukaryota; Viridiplantae; Streptophyta; Bryopsida; Funariales; Funariaceae
Cellular component (GO): voltage-gated calcium channel complex
Molecular function (GO): voltage-gated calcium channel activity
Source: RefSeq, a predicted model, not a curated record